Pleuronectes platessa (European plaice) is the source of this 1235-nucleotide messenger RNA. RefSeq lists its product as uncharacterized. The record is from RefSeq and is a predicted model, not a curated record. Lineage: Eukaryota; Metazoa; Chordata; Actinopteri; Pleuronectiformes; Pleuronectidae. The coding region runs from base 96 to 1235 and encodes 379 amino acids. Gene Ontology annotation, molecular function: protein-folding chaperone binding. The transcript has 4 exons. Gene Ontology annotation, biological process: negative regulation of transcription by RNA polymerase II. Gene Ontology annotation, cellular component: cytosol.
GGCAAGAGCGCGCAGAGACUUCAGCACCGGAGCCAGUGGACAGCGACACACAGCCAAACUUAACCAAUCCAAACCAAUCCAAACUAAAAGACAUCAUGGUUCUCAUCUGGACUCAGUUUGGCGUGAAGAACAAGAAUGUCAAUGUCAAGUGCAAAGUGCGAGUCAUGCACAGGGGGGACAGCUCAGGAUCAUCAUCAUCAGCGGAAGGCACCAAGUCUGAGCAGGACACACCCUGCCUGUCCAUCAAACCCACGGGCAAGGACUUCUACAAGAUCCUGGGCGCCACCCCUGAAUCCAAUGACGACGAGAUCAGGAAGGCGUACAGGAAGAUGGCCCUCAGGUUCCACCCAGACAAGAACAGCGAGGCUGACGCAGAGGACAGGUUCAAAGAGAUCGCAGAGGCCUACGAGAUCCUGACUGACCCCAAGAAGAGGAGCAUAUAUGACCAGUUUGGAGAAGAAGGUCUUAAAAACGGAAUGUCAGUGUCCAUGGCAGGCCAAACCAACGUUUUCCGUAGUAAUUUCCACGGCGAUUCCCACGCCAACUUCCACGGAUCAGAAUCCUUCGACAUCUUCUUCAGCAAAGACUUGGACGGCGAAGACGACCUCUUCAACCCGUUCAGGCGGUUCCCCUUCAGCCACGUCGGUGGCUUCGAGGGCGGCCUGCGCAGGGGCCAGCGGCGCCUGCAGGGCGACGCGGUGGUGCACGACCUGCAGGUGACCCUGGACGACGUGAUGCAAGGCUGCACGAAGCACGUGAAGAUCACCCGCCACCGCCUCAACCCAGACGGCCGCAGCUUGCGGUCCGAGGACAAGGUGCUAAACGUGGUGGUGAAGAAGGGCUGGAAGGCGGGGACCAAGAUCACCUUCCCCAGGGAGGGGGACGAGACGCCAAACAACACACCUGCCGACAUCACCUUCAUCCUCAGGGACAAGGAGCACCCGCAGUACAAGAGGGAGGGCUCCAACAUCGUCUACACGGCCAAGAUCACACUCAAAGAGGCUCUCUGCGGCUGCACAGUCAACGUCCCCACGCUCGACAAGCGGAUGAUGCCUCUGCCGUGCAGCGAUGUCAUCAAACCCGGUGCCAUCCGGCGGCUGAGGGGCGAGGGUCUCCCCAUGCCCAAGAGCCCGUCCCAGCGCGGCGACCUGCUGGUGGAGUUCCAGGUGCUCUUCCCCGACCGGAUCCCGCCGCAGUCCCGCGAGAUCAUCAAGCACAGCCUGGCCCAGUGCUAG